Suncus etruscus (white-toothed pygmy shrew) is the source of this 1813-nucleotide messenger RNA. It is a transcript of the gene VIM, whose product is annotated as vimentin. The coding region runs from base 104 to 1507 and encodes 467 amino acids. The transcript has 9 exons. Lineage: Eukaryota; Metazoa; Chordata; Mammalia; Eulipotyphla; Soricidae. The record is from RefSeq and is a predicted model, not a curated record. Gene Ontology annotation, cellular component: plasma membrane; cytoplasm; intermediate filament. Gene Ontology annotation, molecular function: structural constituent of cytoskeleton. Gene Ontology annotation, biological process: intermediate filament organization.
UCGUCCUCUGCUCACUCUUGUCCAGGGGUACCCUGCGCCCUAGACGCCCUAGAAGCCGCCGCUCGCACGCCCUCUUCGUCCAGUGCCACCGCGCCCCGCAGUCAUGUCCACCAGGUCGGUGUCCUCGUCCUCCUACCGCCGGAUUUUCGGCGGUCCUGGCAUGGCCAGCCGGCCCAGCUCCUCCCGCAGCUACGUGACCACCUCCACCCGCAGCUACAGCCUGGGGAGCUCGCUGCGCCCCAGCACCAGCCGCAGCGUCUAUGCCUCGUCCCCGGGCGGCGCGUACGCCACGCGCUCCUCGGCCGUGCGCCUCCGGAGCAGCGCGGUGCCCGGCCUGCGGCUGCUGCAGGACUCGGUGGACUUCUCGCUGGCCGACGCCAUCAACACCGAGUUCAAGAACACGCGCACCAACGAGAAGGUGGAGCUGCAGGAGCUCAACGACCGCUUCGCCAACUACAUCGACAAGGUGCGUUUCCUGGAGCAGCAGAACAAGAUCUUGCUGGCCGAGCUUGAGCAGCUCAAGGGCCAGGGCAAGUCGCGCCUGGGGGACCUCUACGAGGAGGAGAUGCGGGAGCUCCGCCGGCAGGUGGACCAGCUCACCAACGACAAGUCCCGCGCCGAACUGGAGCGUGACAACCUGGCCGAGGAUAUUAUGCGCCUCCGGGAAAAGUUGCAGGAGGAGAUGAUGCAGCGGGAGGAAGCCGAGAGCAACCUGCAGUCCUUCAGACAGGAUGUCGACAAUGCUUCUCUGGCUCGUCUGGACCUUGAACGGAAAGUGGAAUCCUUGCAGGAGGAGAUCGCCUUUUUGAAGAAACUCCAUGAUGAGGAGAUCCAGGAGCUGCAGGCUCAGAUUCAGGACCAGCAUGUGCAGAUCGACAUGGAUGUGUCCAAGCCGGACCUCACAGCGGCCCUGCGGGAUGUGCGUCAGCAGUACGAGAGCGUGGCUGCUAAGAACCUGCAGGAGGCUGAAGAGUGGUACAAGUCCAAGUUUGCUGACCUUUCCGAGGCUGCGAACCGCAACAAUGAUGCCCUGCGCCAGGCGAAGCAAGAGUCAAAUGAGUACAGGAGACAAGUGCAGACACUUACCUGUGAAGUGGAUGCCCUUAAAGGAACUAAUGAAAGUCUGGAACGUCAGAUGCGGGAAAUGGAAGAAAACUUUGCAAUGGAAGCUGCUAACUACCAGGACACUAUUGGGCGCCUGCAGGAUGAGAUUCAGAACAUGAAGGAAGAGAUGGCGAGACACCUGCGGGAGUACCAGGACCUUCUGAAUGUGAAGAUGGCACUGGACAUUGAAAUUGCCACCUACAGGAAGCUUCUGGAGGGCGAGGAGAGCAGGAUUGCCUUGCCACUGCCAAGCUUUGCUUCCCUGAAUCUGAGGGAAACCAACCUGGAAUCCCUCCCUCUGGUGGACACCCACUCCAAAAGAACACUUCUGAUUAAGACUGUUGAGACCAGAGAUGGUCAGGUUAUCAAUGAAACUUCCCAGCAUCACGAUGAUCUGGAGUGAAAAUCCUACAUAUUUGGUGCAAUCUCUUACCAGCAGAAUAAAAUAAAUUCAUAUCAUAAAGGAAAACAGCUUUCCAAGUGCCUUGUCUGCAGUUUCUCAGGAGCGCAAGAUAGAUUGGAGAUAGGCAUGAGAACUAGUUCUCAAGAAACAACAGUUGUUUAAGAUGUAGGAAAAAAAGUUUACAAUUAAAUCUAGUUUAUGAAAACAACUUGUGCUAGAAUACUUUUCUUAAAAAGUAUUUUUGAAUACCAUUAAAACUGCUUUUUUCCUGCGACCAAUUUGUUCUGCUCUAAUAAAACUUUGGAA